Messenger RNA from Durusdinium trenchii, 1919 nucleotides. NCBI's taxonomy places the organism in Eukaryota, Dinophyceae, Suessiales, Symbiodiniaceae. The record is from the annotation of a GenBank genome assembly.
GUGGGCUCAAGCGAAAGCAAAUCCACCUAGCUGGACCCGCGUUGGUUUGUGAAAUCUCUGGAUUUUCGACCCUUUUGAUGCUUUGUUGGGUGACCUUUGUGGUGUUCGUGCUCUACGCCAGAGCCACAAGGAUCUCACAGUCUGCGGAGUUAGACGAUGUGUUGGACGCAACAAAUCCCUACUUCAGUAUCCAAGCGGCGCAGAAGAAGGUGGUCAACGGUGACCAUGGCAGCUAUGUGCUUGGGGGCUUAUUGGGCCAUGGGGCUUACGGCUGGGUCUACAAGGCCACAGAUCGGAACAGUGGCAGGCUCUUGGUGGCGAAACUCAUCGACAUCCGCCUGGCCGAGUCGCUGGAGUCCUUUCACACCGAGUACCGCAUCUGGAAGCAUAUGCAGAGCUGCGACGGAUAUCCACAUCCCAAUGUUGUGCAGCACAUAGAAGUGCUCAAGCUCUCGAAAAUCAUAGGUGUCGUGAUUAUGGAGCAUGCUGCAGGCGGUAGCCUUUCUGGUACUCUCUACGAAAAAGUCACCGCGGAGACAGCCUCGAGUGGAGUGCGCACGAAGCUGGGAAACGCACUCCUAACAGAUGAAGCGCUUGCCAAGAAACUCUUCGGUCAGCUGGCGGCUGGAGCUCAAUGGCUUGCGAGAUGUGGGGUGGUGCACAAGGACUUGAAGCCGGACAACAUCAUGCUUUCGAAGCCCUUCUUGGAAGGUGGUGUCUUGAAAAUCAUUGACUUUGGGCUGGCCAUGUUGACCAGUGAUACUCGAGGAGGAGCGCUUGCAAACAUGUACUACAAUCUCGUCAGCAGUGUUUGGCCAGGAAACAAGGUGGCAACACGGACCUUCGAUGAUUUUGCUGUCGGCUUGCUUUUGGCAGAGAUUGGAACUGGUGUGCCACCUUAUUUCAACCCAGGAAAUGACUAUGGUUCGACGGCGGAGGGGAACUUGCAGAACGAGAAAGGCAUAUUCUACAUCCUGCAACAUAAGACCAUUUGUGACAGAGGGCAAGCUGGCCUAGAUAAAUCCAUCAAUCCGAAAACGGAUCUGGCCCAAGGCGUCGUGCCAAUCAAACAGGCAGUGAAGGAAGUGGUGGGACGCUCGCUUUACUACCUGCAGCACGGAAGGCACUUUGAACACAAAAGUGCAACUAAAAAUGGGAUUGGCAAUGUUGCACUUCUGAGGCGUUCGUGGCUCUACAAUUCGCAGGCAGCGAUGAGUCUCCUGGAGUCAUUGACAACCAGUAAGGAGGAGCAGCGUGCAGAUCUGCGGACGUUGAUGUCUUGGCCUUGGCUCCAAGGUGAGGGACCUGUGGAGCCCCAGCAGCUCCGGGAGCCCGAGGUGAUGGAGCAGCCAGAGCCAGAGCCGGAGCUAGAAUGGGAGGACGAAGAGGUCCCAGAGGUUGAGGAAGAGCCUGAGAAGGAGGAGGAUCUUGAUGUCCUGUCUGAGACAGAAACCGCACCGGCGCUGGUGCCAACGGUGAAUAUGUGCAAGAACCCCUUCAAGGAAAGUGGUCCAGCAUCUAUUUGCAAGGUGCGUCACAGUUGGAGCCCUGGGGACUGCUAUGUGAACGUCAGCUGCAAUGGUGCUCCGAAAGAAAUCAGGAAGCUUGAGCAGGGCUUUGGAGCUGGGACCGUGCCAAACUGCAGGAAUUGCCGCCUGUGACUGUGAGAAGGUGGAUUCAGGGCCAAGGCCAGUGAUAGAACCAUCAUGUUUCUGAGUGAGCUCUUGAAACUCGUCCUAUUCUUGGAAGGUGCUGCUCGGAUUUUGGAAACCCUUUCAGAGAGAAAGAGAAAACACCGCGUCCAGUUACGCGGGUGCAGCGCAACUAUGGCUGCUAUGUCGGAUAGUUCAUCUCCCUAUAGGUUGCAGUCUGCAAGGGUGUCACGAAGUAUUCUGUGGCAUUCUGCAGUGUUUGAGGGG